This is a messenger RNA of Lottia gigantea (owl limpet), 1728 nucleotides long. RefSeq lists its product as hypothetical. Lineage: Eukaryota; Metazoa; Mollusca; Gastropoda; Lottiidae. Gene Ontology annotation, molecular function: calcium ion binding; mannosyl-oligosaccharide 1,2-alpha-mannosidase activity. The coding region runs from base 1 to 1728 and encodes 575 amino acids. The record is from RefSeq and is a predicted model, not a curated record. The transcript has 12 exons. Gene Ontology annotation, cellular component: endoplasmic reticulum; membrane. Gene Ontology annotation, biological process: carbohydrate metabolic process; endoplasmic reticulum mannose trimming; mannose trimming involved in glycoprotein ERAD pathway.
AUGAUCUAUUAUAUUUCUCUUUUACUUUUUUGUUUAGCCCCAAUUAUAGGACGAAAAUUUCAAUAUAGUGGAUCUUGGGAUCCCUAUGAAAAAAAAUAUGGCCGAUUCUCAGAAGCAGAGAGGCUGAAAAUGCUUCAAACUUCAAGAGAAAUGUUCCAGUUUGGCUACGACAGUUACAUGAAAUAUGCUUUUCCUGAGGAUGAACUCAAUCCUAUAGACUGUAAUGGACGCGGUCCAGAUUAUUAUGAUCGUUCUAACAUCAAUAUAAAUGAUGUACUGGGAGAUUAUGUUUUAACUUUGGUUGAUUCACUUGACACAUUAGCAAUUAUGGGCAAUAGUUCAGAAUUUCAGAAUGCAGUAAAUUUAGUCAUUGAGUAUUUAGAUUUUGAUAAAGAUAAUACAGUUCAAGUUUUUGAAGCAACCAUCAGAGUAUUAGGUUCCCUGUUGUCAGCUCAUUUGAUUAUAAUAGAUAGAGAUAAACCAUUUGGUGAUAUGAGACCGUUAGAUUAUAACAAUGAAUUAUUAUCAUUAGCUCAUGAUCUAGCUGCUAGACUACUCCCGGCAUUCGAUGGUACAGCUACUGGAGUUCCAUAUCCUAGGGUAAACUUACAAGAUGGUGUACCUACUGAUUGUACUAACGAAACUUGUACAGCUGGUGCUGGAACAUUAUCUCUAGAGUUUGGUGUCUUAUCAAGGUUACUAGAAGAUCCUGUAUAUGAAUCGAAAGCCAGACGUGUGGUCAAGGCUCUGUGGAAAUACAGGUCAAAUGUCACUGGCCUUUUUGGUAAUGUUAUUGAUAUACAAACUGGAGAAUGGAAAGGAAUAAUGAGUGGACUGGGAGCUGGUUUAGAUUCUUUCUAUGAAUAUUUACUCAAGUCGUAUAUUUUAUUUGGUGAGGAGGAAGAUUUUAAAAUGUUUAAUGAAACUUAUGAAUCUAUUAAAUUUCAUAUGAAAAGAGGGAGAACAAGUUGUAACAAUGGAAACGGGAAUCCUCCUAUUUAUGUGAAUGUCAACAUGAAGACUGGAGAUUUGUUAAAUAAUUGGGUUGAUUCUCUACAGGCAGCCUGGUCUGGAGUUCAGGUGAGUGCACAUGUACUGGUUUCUCUAGUAUUAAACGGAGAUAUAGAAGAAGCUAUAUGUUGUCAUGCAUUAUACUACUCUAUAUGGAGAAAAUAUGAUGCCAUUCCCGAGCGCUAUAACUGGCAUCUAAAAGCUCCAGAUGUCAAGUUCUACCCUUUACGACCAGAAUUUGUAGAGUCCACAUACUUCCUUUAUCAAGCCACCAAGAAUCCAUUUUAUUUCCAUGUUGGCAGGGAUAUCAUUAAUAGUCUAAAUGAACAUACACGCACAGAUUGUGGAUAUGCAACUGUACAUGAUGUUAUAACAAAAGAAUUAGAAGAUAGAAUGGAGAGUUUUUUUCUCUCAGAAACUUGUAAAUAUCUAUAUUUAUUAUUUGAUAAAGAUAACCAUGUAAAUAAAGAAGCAAGUCGAUAUGUUUUUACAACAGAAGGUCAUAUACUACCUAUUACUAGAAAACUUAGACAGAAAGUCUGGAGUCCAAGUAGUGAUAUCACAGUUUCACCAAUAGUCGAUACUAGAACUAACACUACUAAUUGUGAGAGUAUAUCAUCAAGCAGUCGUUAUUUUCUACCAAUGGAAAGUGAAUAUUUAGAGCAGAUGGAACUGGCUGUAGGAUUAACAGAUUCUACUGAUAGACCAAACAGCUGA